Messenger RNA from Polypterus senegalus (gray bichir), 617 nucleotides. Its product is annotated as spindlin interactor and repressor of chromatin-binding protein-like. The record is from RefSeq and is a predicted model, not a curated record. The transcript has 3 exons. The coding region runs from base 57 to 602 and encodes 181 amino acids. Lineage: Eukaryota; Metazoa; Chordata; Cladistia; Polypteriformes; Polypteridae. Gene Ontology annotation, biological process: negative regulation of DNA-templated transcription.
UCUCUUUUUUUUUCCCCUUCAGCACCCAUAUAGAAGAUGUAGACCAAGAUCUUAAAAUGGAAGCACGUAAUGACAUUAUAUCUCUGAGACUGGAAGAUGAUGAAAUUGGGAAGCUCCAGUAUGCUAAUACGGGCAUUGAUGGUGAGGAUUGCUUCCAAAAACAUAACUCAUCAGUAUAUUCUGACAUACUGAGUGAUCCAUUCACAAGUGAAUGCAUCCCUAGUACAGAAGAUGAAUGGCGUAAUUUGUUUUUAAUGGACUACAAUCCUCAGACAGACUUGCUAGUUUGUAUGGUUUGUGGUGGAUUGCAGCAUCUACAAAGUCUUGAAAGUGUAAAGAACCAUAUUAUUGAGAGUCAUCCUCACUCCCUUCACUUGAAUGCUGAGGAAAGGCAUAGAAUCCUGAUAACUUGGGAUGAACAGGUUUCGCAGAGGGAACGCUUUUUCCUAUCACAACUGCAACAAGGCAUUACUCUUAAUUCAUCAGAAAAAUCCAAGAAUGUUCCUGCAGAGAUUGAAGUUUUUGUCGAGCCAGAAGAACAGCCAGGAAUCAAGAAGCACAAUACUUUAAAGGGGAACAGGAGAAGCAUGGGUAGGUUAUAAACCGUUUUUGUAAUA